AUGUCGUAUGUGUGUGUGAGAGGAGUGACAAAGAGCGAAGUUUUCUAAAUGACACAUCGCGUUGCUGGAGGAGGUGUGGUUGAAAAUUUAUAAACUUGGCUGUUUAUCAAACGUAAAAUUCAUUUGCAAGUGCUGUGUAACUUGAGCUUAAAGUGUAAUUCAUCGCGCUCCAUAGUUAACUAGAAGUAAAUCCUCAAGACACGAUGACAGGCAGGCUACCGGCAUGCGUAAUUGAUGUGGGCACCGGGUACUCGAAACUGGGUUUUGCUGGCAACAAGGAGCCCCAGUUCAUAAUUCCCUCUGCAAUUGCUAUUAAGGAGUCCGCUCGUGUUGGUGACAACAAUGCGCGACGCAUCACAAAAGGUAUCGAGGACUUGGACUUUUUUAUCGGUGACGAAGCCUUCGAUGCCACCGGCUAUUCCAUUAAAUAUCCAGUGCGACAUGGAUUGGUGGAAGAUUGGGAUUUGAUGGAACGGUUUCUGGAGCAAUGCGUCUUCAAGUAUUUGCGUGCGGAGCCAGAGGAUCAUUAUUUUCUGUUAACAGAGCCGCCGCUUAAUACGCCCGAGAAUCGUGAAUACACUGCCGAAAUCAUGUUUGAGACAUUCAAUGUUCCUGGUCUCUAUAUUGCGGUGCAGGCGGUGCUAGCUUUGGCUGCCAGUUGGGCAUCCAGAUCCGCCGAGGAGCGCACACUGACUGGUAUUGUGGUGGACAGUGGUGAUGGUGUGACGCACGUCAUACCUGUGGCGGAAGGUUAUGUGAUUGGAUCGUGCAUUAAGCAUAUACCGAUUGCUGGCCGCAACAUUACAUCGUUUAUUCAAAGUUUGCUGCGUGAACGCGAGGUGGGCAUACCGCCUGAACAGAGCCUCGAAACUGCCAAAGCGAUCAAAGAGAAGCAUUGCUACAUUUGUCCAGACAUUGCCAAAGAGUUUGCCAAGUAUGAUACGGAGCCAAACAAAUGGAUUCGCAAUUAUACCGGCCUCAAUACCGUCACCAAGCAACCCUUCAGUGUCGAUGUGGGCUAUGAACGUUUUCUCGGUCCAGAAAUUUUCUUCCAUCCCGAAUUUUCCAACCCCGACUUUACCAUACCGCUGUCAGAGAUUGUUGACAAUGUCAUACAAAACUGUCCCAUUGAUGUGCGGCGUCCACUCUACAACAAUAUUGUAUUGAGCGGUGGCUCGACCAUGUUCAAGGACUUUGGCCGGCGUUUGCAACGCGACAUUAAGAGAUCGGUGGACACACGCUUGCGUAUUAGCGAAAACCUGUCGGAGGGUCGCAUUAAGCCAAAGCCCAUCGAUGUGCAGGUGAUUACGCAUCAUAUGCAGCGUUAUGCUGUUUGGUUUGGAGGCAGCAUGUUGGCCUCAACGCCGGAGUUCUAUCAGGUGUGUCACACUAAGGCUGCCUAUGAGGAAUAUGGACCCAGCAUCUGCCGUCAUAAUCCUGUCUUUGGUACCAUGACAUAAUCAUAAUCGUUUCGAUGUAAAAAGUGGCAGAUACAACACAGAUUAAUGCCGCGCCCUAACCUAUUAUUAUUUUGUCGUUUUUCAAGUUUUGUUUUCUAUGUAUUUCUAUAUAUAAAUGCGAUCACGUAUUCCACGCUAUAGUAUUGCUUAGCCGUUAGUAAUGAUUUUCUGUGUUAAGCUCUAAAGUUGUCUAAAACGUAUUUUGUAUAUCAAUAGCAAUACGCAAAAAUUAAUCAUUUUGGCCAAAUAUCUUUAAUUUCAAGUGUGAUUCGGAUUCUGACUUUGGAAUUAAGCUAAAAGACCUAUACACAAACAGCAACAAGAACAACAACCAAAUGUCUGCCAGUUGAACUUUUUAUAAGGUGCAUUACUUCUACAAGAUUAUCAUAAUUAUACACUUUUAUACACAUACAAACACAUACACACACCAAACGGCGCUUCAUUGAAUACCGAUCUAAACCUAAACCCAAUUAUAUAUAAAUAUAUGAAAUUGAACUUGUCGUAGUAAUAUUUACAUAUAUUGCAAUAACCGCAAAAUGAUUGAUUACAUGUAAAAGAAGUGAAAACAUGAAAACUAAUAUUGAUGAAAAAAUCUGUUUGUUAUAAUUGAUAAGCGUAAAAACUGAAGGCAUUCAUAAAAAUCAAUAAAACAUUCUUUAAGCUAAAGGUGAAA
This is a messenger RNA of Drosophila nasuta, 2133 nucleotides long. RefSeq names its product Actin-related protein 3 (gene Arp3). Bases 204 to 1460 code for a protein of 418 amino acids. The record is from RefSeq and is a predicted model, not a curated record. The transcript is spliced from 6 exons. Lineage: Eukaryota; Metazoa; Arthropoda; Insecta; Diptera; Drosophilidae.